UAUGUGAGCGUGUGUGAGCCAGCAGAGCCGCCUGUGUGUUUACAUGUCAGCCUAUCAGUGCUGCCGGAUUUAGCGCAUCUGGAGAGGACGAAGGCAUUUCUCAAAUGCCCCUCAGACAAGGGGAUUCUCAGCGCUGCAUACAUCCCUCUUUCCCCAUCUAGCCUGUCUUGAAUCCUGCAUCUCUGUCUCCAUGCUUUCGGAAGCAUUUUGAAUUUCCUUGGCAACAUGGAGCUGCCUGAAUUAGAAUUCUCUGCAUGACAGUCCUGGUAAGCAGUAGGAUGGUGUCUGGCGAGGCAGGAGGGCACAGCUACCUGGUGGCAUGCUGGCAGCCCAUCCUGAUCCUCAUGCUGGGCACCGUCCUUUCGGGCUCCACCACCGGUUGCCCCUCCCGAUGUGACUGCAACGGUCAGGAGCGUUCAGUCGUGUGCAAUCGACGGAGACUGGCAGCUCUUCCUGAGGGCAUACCCACGGAAACUAAGCUGCUAGACCUCAGCAAGAACCGUCUGAAAACUCUGGGGCCUGAGGAGUUCAUUAAUUACCCUCAGCUGGAGGAACUGCAACUUAACGAAAACAUAAUUUCAUCCAUUGAACCUGGGGCUUUUGGUAACCUCAUGAACCUUCGAAUCCUAGGUUUACGUAACAACCAGCUAAAGCUCAUUCAGCUGGGGGUGUUCACAGGCCUGACCAACCUCACCCAGCUGGAUAUAAGUGAGAACAAAAUUGUCAUUCUGCUCGACUAUAUGUUUCAGGAGCUGUACAACCUGAGGGCUCUGGAAGUUGGUGACAAUGACCUAGUAUUCAUCUCACCCCGAUCGUUUCAUGGCCUCAGCAACCUUGAAAGCCUCAAUAUUGAGGGAUGCAAUCUGGCCUCAGUGCCCACUGAUGCCCUGAGCCAUCUGCAUAACCUGUUGUCACUUCGAUUACGCUAUCUCAAUGUCACUGUCAUGAGGGAUUACUCCUUUAAAAGGCUGUAUCGGCUCAGAGUGCUGGAGAUUUCUCAAAUGCCGGCCCUGGAUACCAUGACUGCAAAAUGCUUAUUUGGACUCAACCUCACAUCAUUGUCCAUCACAAACUGUAAUCUCACAGUUAUCCCCUACCAAGCCAUCAGUCACCUAAGAUAUCUUCGGUUUUUGAAUAUGUCUUUCAAUCCCAUUCAUAAUGUGGAAGGGAACAAACUGUUCAAUCUGCAGAAGCUCCAGGCUUUUCAUUUGGCUGGUGGAAGAUUAGCUGCCAUUGAGCCCUACUCUUUCCGAGGACUGAACCACCUCCGUGUACUCAAUGUGUCCAGCAAUAGCUUAAACACCCUGGAGGAGUCCGUCUUCCACUCAGUGGGAAACCUGGAGACUCUGGCUUUGUAUGACAACCCGUUGGCCUGCGACUGCCGCUUGCUCUGGGUCUUCCGCCGGAGGUGGAGGCUCAACUUUAACAGACAACAGCCCAUGUGUGCUUCACCUGACGUUGUUCAAGGAAAAGAGUUCAAAGAUUUCCCAGACAUUCUCCCUUCUAAUUAUUUCAUCUGCCAGAAAUCAAAGAUCAUGGAUUAUAAGGUUCAAGAAAGCCAUGUCGAUGAAGGAACAACGGUUCAUUUUGCUUGCCAAGCUGAGGGUGAUCCGGACCCUGUGAUAAUGUGGCUAUCCCCUAAGAAGGACUACAUCACUACCAAAACCGCGGGGUCAAGACUUUCUGUGUCUAAUGAGGGCACAUUAGAGGUACGUUAUGCCCAAAUCCAAGACAACGGCACCUACUUGUGCAUUGCAAGCAAUGCAGCAGGCAAUGACACCAAAGCUGCUCAUCUUUUUGUGCAUAGCUACUCCCCCAAUUGGCCCCACCAGCCAAACAAGACAUUUGCCUUCAUUUCCAACCAGCCCAGCGAUGAAGGAGCUAAUGUGACCCGGGCCACCAUUACAUUUCCGUUUGAUGUAAAGACACUUAUCAUUGCAACCACCAUGGGAUUUAUCUCUUUCCUCGGAGUUGUCCUCUUCUGUCUUGUAAUAUUAUUCCUCUGGAGUCGAGGGAAAGACAAUAAUAAGUCAAGUAUAGAGGUUGAAUAUGUGCCACGUAAAGAGGAACCAGAGGAGGCCAGUCCAACUGAGGCACCCAUACAAUUCAACAUGAAGAUCAUGUGAACCUCGAAUGGAGGCCAUGUCAGCUUACAAACUGCAGUUGGGAUGCAUACCAUCUUCGCUUCAAAUAUGUACUCAGUUUAUGAGCGAUAGAAAUUGCACAGCAGCAAACGCAUCUUGACACUAUACCCUUGAAUUUUCUCUUCUUUUUUUUUACAUCAGGGACUGAAUCUUUAAAAUCAAUUGUUGAAUUUCAAAUAUUCAAAUUUCUGUACAUUUCUAUUGGCAAUACUCAAUCAGUAUGUUAACAUGCACUCAACAACCCCAAUUACUGUGUGUAACCAAAUGAAGGUAAUAGUUUAAAUAAAGCACAUUGAUCACAGUAGAAGGAUUUUCAAAAAUAAACUGAGUUUACAUGAUAGGUGACUGACUGUCUGGAAGGAAGAGGAGAUGAGUCAGCAGGGACCAUCUUUCUAUCAGCACAAAAUAGGUUCGAGUUGUUUUGAUCCUGUUGCCGUAUUGUGCUUUGAUGGAUGUACAAAGCACAAUAACCCAAGUUCUGUUGCUUGAAAUGCUAAGUUGAAAUCAAUUUCUCCAUUUCAUAUGGUCCCAUCACAAGCAAUUGAUAUGACAAUAUGACAUGAGUAUUAGGAGUAUUUUAUUUGAUAUAAAUAGCAAAGAAAAGAGAAUAUUUUUAGAGAAAGAAAGGACAAUAUCAAUGUUACUGUAAAAUACCUAAGUAAUGGUUUGAGAAUACGGUUAUAUUUAGAGAAAGAAGUUGUAAUAUAUGUAAAAUGUCAUGUGUUAAAAAACACAUUUUUCGAUCGUAAUUUUCUGAAGGUUUUAGUAUUAUGAAGUAGUUGGUGGAUUAGACAGCGGAGACAGUGUAACUCACCACCCUUUGAGAGUCUGUGAGCAGAGACCUUUAACAUCAUUAAAUUGUGUUUUGAUGUUUUCCUAGCACACUUCAGCACUGCUGCCUUGAAAAAAACAUGUCCAAGAAAAUCAAACCGUAGCCUGUAUCUCUUACUUGUCAUAGACAAGUAAUUUUAUCAAUUGGGCUUCAAUUUGACUGUGUCUAUCAGUUAUAAUAACUGGAGCAUUUCCUUAAUCUGGUAACAGUGAAAUUAGAAGUGUGCAUGUUAACACACUGAAGAAAAGAAAAUUAGGCCAGUCCUAGAGUAUGUGAUCCUUUCUGCCAACAAAGGAAGUUUGUCAUUAAAUGUAUUAACAUGUCCAGCUAUACAUAUUCUUUCUGUAUUUUAUUCUUUCCUUGUACAAUAUGCUAUGGCACAAUAGUAAUGCUUUUAAUGGCUGUGAGUUUUGAACAUAUUACAAUCUAAAGAGCAGAUUAAAUAUUCAUGUUUUUGAUGUGACUAAACCAAAAGAGAGUGUUACAUCUUUUCAGAGUACCUUUGAAAAUCAUCAGAUUAACAAUUCAUCAUCGAGUGCAACAAAGUUCAUUUGUUUACCGCUUUGGCAGCUCAAUAUGUGUGAGCAGUCUACCCCAGUCCUGAGGUUAUAUUGUCACCGGUGAAUCUAAAAAAAUGCUGACAUUAUUAAUGUGUUGCUUUAAGUAACCCAUUUUCCAGCUUUCAGCUGAGCAAUACUCAAUAUUUAUGCGUAAAAUUGAGUUUUAUGCCUCAUAGGGAUUUUAUGUUUAAUUCAUUUCACAGUCAAGGUCUGCUCUGAAGAUAAUGUGUUCAUUAACUCUUAAAAUACUUGUUUAAAAAAAAGGGAUGGGCAGAUGGAAAUUCUAUUAAAAUAAAUAACAUUUUAUACUA
Messenger RNA from Cottoperca gobio, 3847 nucleotides. RefSeq names its product leucine rich repeat and Ig domain containing 1b (gene lingo1b). Lineage: Eukaryota; Metazoa; Chordata; Actinopteri; Perciformes; Bovichtidae. The coding region runs from base 255 to 2126 and encodes 623 amino acids. The record is from RefSeq and is a predicted model, not a curated record. The transcript is spliced from 2 exons. Gene Ontology annotation, molecular function: protein binding. Gene Ontology annotation, cellular component: plasma membrane.